GCACUCCCUCCCCCUUCCUUCUAAAUUGUUUUCUCAACUCAGUUGAGUCUCAAAGCCUGUCUCCUGCUUGUCUCAGACAGCUGGAAUGUCUCUGGGCUGAAUGAACAGGCAAGGAGCAUGACUUGGUGGCACCGUGGAAGGGUCUCAGCCUCCAGAAGGGACAACCCAUCUGUCUCACCUGCAGUGCUGGCAGCCAGGGACAUUUAACACCACCUCAGAUGGCUGCCUGCAGCCUGCCUCUGCUCCUGCUGCUGCUCCAGGACGUCCAGACAACCCAACAGACCUCAUUAAGCCCACGCCAUUCCUGUGAUACACUAGAGAACUGGUUCUAUGAUGAAACUUCACAAAACUGCUGUUACCAGUGUCCCUCAGGCUAUGUUAAAAAGAAAGCAUGUCCUCAGAAUCCAGCUGAAGACUGCAUGACAUGUGGACCUGAUCAGUAUUUGAGCAAUAAAUCCCAAAAGCCACAAUGUGAUGCCUGUGUGUCAUGCCCAAAAGAGCUGGACCUGGUGGAGAAGCAGCCCUGCUCCUUCAAUUCCAGCCGCGUGUGCGAGUGCCGGCCGGGGCUGUUCUGCCAGCUGCAGGUGGUGGACAGCUGCUCGCGCUGCCAGCCCCACUCUGCCUGCAGGCCUGGCUUCGGCGUCAAAGGCAGGGGCACCGCGACAAAAGAUGUCACUUGUGAAGAGUGCCCUCCUGGGACCUUCUCGGAUCAAAACUCCAGCACAGACAUCUGCAAACCCCACACCAACUGUGCCAAGUUGAACAAAGUAAUACUAAGGAAAGGAAAUGCUACCCAUGAUCAAGUUUGCCUGGACCAGUUGCCCACUUACCUCACCCCAAGCACUUUGUCCGUGAGAUUCAGCAAUGAAACAAAUGACUUUGACCUGAGGAUGUUUAAGGACAACCUGGUGACCUCUGCUAGUGGUGACCUUCUAAGUGCCACAACAACUGAAAACCCCAGUUCAACUCCUGAGGAGAAAGCUGGCACUUCUCCCACCUCAGCCAAGGGGGAGAUGACAACAGGAGGUGUCGUGCUUUGGGCAGUGGUUCUCUCUGUGGCAGUGCUUCUUGGGGGCACGCUGGCAUUUUGGAAAUGGAAGGUUUGCAAGAAGCGGAUCCUCGUCCUCAGGAGGAAGCCACACCUGCAUUCGGUCAUCGCACACAAAUACGUGCUCAAGUCUCAAGGUUCAGAUCUCGUGAACAAAUGUGCAAAGAUCAUACUGACCACUGACAGUGGGCUAGAAGAGGAGGAGUUAAUUGACAGAGCCCUUCCUUUGGAAACCAACAAUAACUUGGUGUCCAGCACAGAAAAAGCCCAGAGUGCUCAUCGGGGUGUGACUGAUGUGACACCAAGCACUGGGAAUGCCCCAGACUGCCCUGUGGAUUCUCGAGUCAGAGACCACACAAAUAACAGAAUUGAAAAACUCUACAUCAUGAAGGCCGACACUGUUAUCGUGGGCUCUGUUUCAGAAGUGCCCAGUGGCAAGAACUGUGCUCUUAAAGGAUGUGAGAGUAACGAUGCCCAGGAAAGCAUGGAAGAAGAAUUGGAAAUGCACUACCCAGAGCAGGAAACAGAGUCUUUUCCAGGGAAUGAUGUAAUGGUUCCUGUGGAAGAGGAGGGAAAGGAAUUUCACCACCCUACCACUGCCACUGAGAAGUGACAACCCACAGAGAUACAGAAGACACAGAAUCAUCCAGUGUGACACUAAGGCUGAAUUUAUGACCAGGGAGGUAAACAC
Lonchura striata (white-rumped munia) is the source of this 1739-nucleotide messenger RNA. It is a transcript of the gene TNFRSF8, whose product is annotated as TNF receptor superfamily member 8. Gene Ontology annotation, molecular function: protein binding. Lineage: Eukaryota; Metazoa; Chordata; Aves; Passeriformes; Estrildidae. The record is from RefSeq and is a predicted model, not a curated record.